CAAAAAUCAGUCAUUCUUCAACUGUUGUUGUACCAAACAAAAAAUAAAGUGAAACAUUUUUUUUUUUUGUUUUAUUUUAAAAACAAAGAAUUAAAAAAAAGACUCAUCAUGAUGAAAUUGGCAAUUGUUCUUGCUGCCGUCGUGGCCCUUGCUUUUGGUGCGCCACAAAAUUUGCAAAAAAGAUCCGAUGACGUUGUUCUUGUCAAGGAACUUUUACACGACAAUAUUGGACUCGACAAAUAUCAAUACAAUUUUCAAUUAUCCGAUGGACAACAACGUGAAGAAUCGGCUCAUUUGAUAAAUCCAGGAACGGAACACGCGGCAAUUGUUGUCCGAGGAAGUUACUCCUGGGUUGAUCCGGCAACAAAUCAACUCUACACUGUCAAUUACGUUGCCGACGAAAAUGGUUUUCAUCCAGAGGGCGCUCACAUUCCCAGUGUCUAAAUUAAUUAUAUCUUCUUGAAUAAAAAAAAAAAAAAAAAAAAAAAAUUGCUAA
Molecule: messenger RNA, 496 nt
Organism: Leptopilina heterotoma
Lineage: Eukaryota; Metazoa; Arthropoda; Insecta; Hymenoptera; Figitidae
Product: endocuticle structural protein SgAbd-6-like
Exons: 2
Coding region: 109-444 (111 amino acids)
Cellular component (GO): chitin-based extracellular matrix
Molecular function (GO): structural constituent of chitin-based larval cuticle
Source: RefSeq, a predicted model, not a curated record